Paramecium sonneborni is the source of this 506-nucleotide messenger RNA. The record is from the annotation of a GenBank genome assembly. Lineage: Eukaryota; Ciliophora; Oligohymenophorea; Peniculida; Parameciidae.
UUUAUCAAAAAUGGAUGACUCUAAAAAAUAAUAUAGCAAAAUCAAAAAUGAAUUAAGAGAAUAAAUUAUUCACAAGAUUCUAAUUGAAAAAAAGCCAAUAAUAGAUGUAAUAAAAAUUUUUAAUUUAGGUGGCCUAAGAACAUAACAUCUUACAAUCUACCUGUAAAUCUAUAAUUAACACAUAUAUGAGAGAGGGUAGAGUGGGAAAAAAGGAGAGUAGAGUAAGAAAGUUAAAAAAAGUUAUGAAAACAUAUGAGGUUGUACUAAACCCAUUAUAUCCUUAAAUGUCAACAAUUGUUUUAUCCCAAAAAAUAGAAAAUUGUGUGGAAAAAUCAAAGAAAGGGUUAAAAGAGGAAAAUGAUUAAAAUGAGAAAAUUCCUGAAGUAUAAGAGCUCAACAAUUUAUCUAUGAUAUAAUAAUGGUGUGAAUAGAUUCAAAAAUAAAUAUUUUUACUCUCUCAUUCAAAUUAAUUCUUUUAAAGUUCCCCAAAUCUAAUACAGAAAUGA